AGACUUUACAUUACCUAGACACAAGCUUUUUUCUUACGUGUGCUUUGUCAUAAGAAUAUAGAUAUACAAUAUAAAUUUAGGUACUACAAUGACUAAACGGUUAAAUCUCCACACACUAAAAGUGUUGACAAGCGUAACAGUUAUCUUUUCAAUGGUCUCUCUUAUCCUAUUCAGCCAGCUCCGAUCUAGAUAUAACAAAGAAAGAUCAUUGAAAGCAUGGACUUUACAAAAAUUCAGAACGAAGCUGAAAAAACUGGGAUACGAACCGGUGGAGGAUCACGCUUUCAAAUCCCCGUUCAUCAUAAACCCGAACCUCUACCCUCAAGUCAAGCGCGCCAAUCAGACCACGAAAAUUAUAUCCAUAUACAACUGCCCGAAAUUUUUCAAGAACGAUGCUUGUGAUGCGUAUAACAAGGACUUCAAGGACUGUGAAUACAAAUGCAUUUUAGAUUUAGAAGGGCACAGGCACCUUGAAGCGGACGUUCUUGUUUUCUUUACCGGCUAUCGUAGCUCUACUCAACCGGUGAGGCCGCCAGGUCAAAUCUGGGUCAAGGCUAUGUGGGAAUCGCCAACUAAUUAUGUCUAUCCAGGGAAUUUCAGCCAAUGGCGAAAUGUGUUCAACUGGACUUUUAACUACAGGGUCGACUCGGAUAUUUUUGCACCAAAUAACCUGUUCGCUUGGCGGGAUAGAGACCAGUUAUUGAGCAAAAAGACCUACCUGGAAAUUGCUAGAAACAAAACAAAAAUGGCAGUUUGGUGGGUUAGCAAUUGUUAUACACAGAGCAAGAGAGAGAUUUUCACUAAAGAACUGAAGAAAUACAUUGACGUGGAUAUUUUCGGAUACUGCGGACCCCUCAAUUGCCCCAAAGCGACCAAAGAAGAGUGCGAAAAGAUGCUGACUACCACCUACAGAUUCUACCUCAGCUUCGAGAACUCGCUGUGCCGAGACUACGUGACUGAGAAAUUUUUUCGAAAUUUCAACCGGCAUCACGUGAUUCCGGUGGCCCGUGGCGGAUUUAACUACCGGAAGUACAUUCCCCCUGGGGGCUAUGUGGACGCCUCGCAGUUCCCCAAUGCGUCCAGUUUAGCGAGGCAUCUGAAAAAGCUGGCGGCUAAUAAGAAAAAGUACGCCAAGAUGUUGAGAGAGAAAGAUAAGCUGGUUCCGCUGAAUAGGAAGUUUGAUUGGUGCGACAUUUGUAAGAAAGUACACACUAACAACAGGACGAAGGUUAUCCCAAAUAUAGCAGUGUGGUCUCAUUACAAUAAGUGCCAGAAAGCGAGGGAUUUGUAAAGUUUUGUUUAAG
Physella acuta is the source of this 1304-nucleotide messenger RNA. RefSeq names its product alpha-(1,3)-fucosyltransferase C-like. NCBI's taxonomy places the organism in Eukaryota, Metazoa, Mollusca, Gastropoda, Physidae. Gene Ontology annotation, molecular function: fucosyltransferase activity. The record is from RefSeq and is a predicted model, not a curated record. Gene Ontology annotation, cellular component: membrane.